This is a messenger RNA of Gallus gallus (chicken), 21681 nucleotides long. RefSeq names its product chromodomain helicase DNA binding protein 7 (gene CHD7). The transcript has 38 exons. The coding region runs from base 11699 to 20734 and encodes 3011 amino acids. The record is from RefSeq and is a predicted model, not a curated record. Lineage: Eukaryota; Metazoa; Chordata; Aves; Galliformes; Phasianidae. Gene Ontology annotation, molecular function: ATP binding; protein binding; ATP-dependent chromatin remodeler activity.
GUGCGCAGAAUAAGCUUUAGAUCUCACUUUUUUUGGUAGGAAAGUUGUUAUAUUAAUGUACUGCAUCGAUUUAGCUUAGUUGUUAGGACAGACAUUAACUUCCUCCCUUCCCAUCGUUCCCUAUUUAUGCAAACGGGUUGUUUGCUCGGUUACAGCCCGCUGGGCUUUGAUGGAGGGAAGUCUGGGGUAUUGUUUGUGUAUGAAUGAAAAGGCAGAGGAAAACUCCAGUGCAGUUAUUAUGAUCAUUUUAGAACUCUUUCAGAGCACAGAGUAAGGCACGGUGUGCAGAAACAUCCCACGUUGUUAUUGGGAUUCUGCUGGGAUGCUGACAAAGAGUUCCCCCCGUUGGUUCCUUCCCAUGUCUGGGACUGCUCUCCGUGGCUUCGCUGAGGGCAGCGGCUGUGGAGAUACCACCCCGUAGUUCAGCAUUAAAAAUACUUGGAAGACGAAAUCGGAAGACGUGUUAGAAGAAAAAAAAAGAAAGCCUCUGUGACCUGAAGGACACAUUCCGAGCGCCUGAAUAUGACAACAAAGCUCUUAAGGAUAUUCUUAAGUAUACAAAAGCUGAUUAGCUGCUAGCUUCCAACGUUGUGACUUUUCGGAGAUGUUAACACGCACCUCAGAGGAGCCCGGCCUGCUCUGUGCUGCCAGGCCCUCCUGUGCAGCGACCGCCGCUCCGCGUGCCCUGCUGCUGGGGCAGCUCUGGCCUGAGGAGCACGAAGUGAUACUGCUCAAUGUAACCAUCCUAAUCUCAAAGUUAAACUCUGCAGAAGAUUGCUAAUUGCCACAUAAGCCUCCACGUGAGCGUGGUGCCAUAGCACGUGACGUUGCAGGCUUAUUGGCAUAUAGGAGCUAACCGGGAGGCCUGGCUGGCGUGGCACAGGGCUCUGUGGUGACCUAUAUAGCAGUGGGGUGUGGUGCUGCUGGGCUUCCACCAGGCUGCCUGCAACCUGCCUGUGCCAUGGGCAGCUGCUGUGACGAGAGGGCCUUGAGGGGAACGGCGGGGAAUAAAUAAAUUGGGGGAAUCAGUUGUGUGGAAAAAGUCAUUGCAGCCAACGUGUCUGCCUUUUUCCUGAUGGUUCUGGGAGGAAAAUUAAAUUUCACGUUGCAAGGCCUGAUUCUAGAGGUUGUUCUGCUUGGGUUCCCCUUGGUCAUUGCAGCAUGGUGGCUUUGCCUGCCUGGGCAGCAGGCAGCAUGCUGGAAGGUCCCGCACCAAAUGGUUUCAGAAGCACCUUAAUUUUAAUGACUUUGAACCACUUAAGCUCUUUGCUUGAGCUUUCUGCUUGCUGCUGUAACUUCAACAGGUCGCUGGCUUCAGAAUUUCUUCUUUGUGAUUUUGCAGGCCCACCCUGCUGUUUGUCCUGAUUUCUAUCUACCAAGUCAGCCUCUCUUCUGAAAGCACUUUGUGGAGGUGCACAUCAGAUGCACAAAGCAUCAUUUCUUUUAAGUGGGAAAGUCAGUCUUGCUCUGAAAUAUAAAUGUUAUUUCUUCGUGUUUCUUCCCCCUAUUUGUCCUCAGCUUUCCCAUAGACGUUUUCAGCCUGUGCCUUUCCUACCUCCUUUUUAAUCUUCUUUCCAACUGAUGUUGCUCUUUGUUUGCUUAGCAGAGUUGCGUUUUCCUUGCUAGCUCCAGAUUAUUAGGACACAUUGCAGAAUAAACAGCAUUUCAGCUCUAAUAGGGCUGCUCUUUGCCCGCAGUGCAGGGGAUGCUGCUGCCAAUAUGGAAGGAGCUGGGGAGCUGCUCGAAGCCCCGUGUAGUUCUGUCACUUCAGCUUUUGUGUUUGUGGAAACUGCUUUCUUGCGUUGUUCAGUAGUUACCAGCAGCUGUAAGGUGUGUUCUUGCUCCAUGAUGUGGGAUGUGUGUGGGUGAGAAGCCUGAUCCUCUCACCCGUUCUGUGUGCCAGAUAACCCCAAAGCUAUAGGCUAACCCCAUCCAAAUAGUGAAACCUGGAGUGUGUGGAGGAGCACAGGGGGCUGGGCACUGCUCAGAGCAGCACGGGACAUUUGGAGUGCAGAGACUGCGAUGGUGUAAAGUAGAUCUGAACCUGGAGCAAGUCGAGACUUAGUAAAGGCACAUUUUUGUCCUGAAUCUCUGUAUAGGAAGCCUAUAGGUUGAUUUUUCGGAGAGUGAUCAGCAUUUGCUAAAUAUGUAGGUUCUAGGUGCUGAGGAGCAGUGGUCGUUCUUUAAGAGAGAACUGAAGGGAAACAGAAGGAAAUCUGUAAUUUUAGAAGUUCAGAGAUCAGAGUCAGGAGAAAAAGAGGAGAAAAGGUUUUCCUCAGAGAAAGCGUUGGGGCAGUGCUGUCCCGGUGGGAUGUGGAACAAACCCCUGCGGGACAGGAACGGGAAACUCAGUUCAGGAUUUCAGCUCUGACAACUUGUGUGGGCUGGUGAGCGGGGAGGCCGUGCCGGUGGUGACGUACUGUAUCAGCAUAUUCCUUGCUUAGAGAGCUGCUGAGAUAGAAAUCCAAGGCUGAAAUGCUACUUGUCAGCUUGGACUGUAGAGAGCAGCAGUUUAGUAUUUAAUCUUAGAGUUGGAAAUAAGACAACCUGAAAGGAUAUCUGACUUUGUUUUUAAUGCUCGAUACAAGGAGGAUUAAGGAAAGGAAGGUAAUGGUGAGGCUAACAGAUGUUCAAAAAACGCUCUGAUAAGGCUGAGAUGGCAUUGCGUGUAGGUGAGAGACUGGUAAGUUUCAGGGAUGCAUCUUAAUGAGUAGUUGGGGUGUGCUGGUUUUCAGAACCUUGUACCUAUGUAUUACUGGAUAGGAGAGCAUCUCUCAAGUCCAGAAAUCCGGUGUUCCUGGUAACCCGAGUCUUUUAGUUUCAUAUUUGCAUGUAUGGUGUUUAUAUGGGAUCAGAAAUAGCUCCGUAACUCUGGUUAUUAGGUUGAAGCAAGGUGUUAGCUGAUGUUCUGAUGGACCGCCUUCACACAUCUAGGUGCAAGUCCUGUGGCUUUUUGAGGCUGUGCUCUGAGUUCUGUUACCUUGGGUCUGCAGCAGCUGCUUGUUGAUGCUGCUGUUUGCUGCCAGGCAGAAGGCAGACAGGUCCUUGUCUCUGGUUGUAGACUUGGGAGGUGCUUGGGCUGUGCUGCGAGCUCCUGGGAACAGUUCAGGUCCAGAUUUCUGGUAGAGGUCACAGGGAGGUAUGACAGGAUGGCCUCAGCGCAGGCCGUGCCAUUUGAGCCACCACUUACCUGAGCGCAGAGGUCCCUUGAGCUCCAGUGAGGGGACUCCUGUUACAGUGUAAUUCUUGCCUUGAGUUGUUCUAACCAUGAAGAAUUAAACUGAGAGCUUACAGCAAGCAAUUUAAUCUCUUGAUUUAGGAAGGAAUCAUUCAGGAAGUGAGUUAAAUAGGGGCUUCUUACAUGCCUGAGGAGGUAAGUCUGGGAAAGACCUGCUAAGUAAUUCACUGUAUUUAUCGGUGCUGUUAUGAGGUGUCUGCCACGCUUUGCAUUUGCUUAGCUCUGUGAAUGGGGUGCAGCCUUACUCAUCCCUGCUUUCAUCAUCCUUUCUUGGGAGGGGAAGUGAACAAGCAGGCUUCAGCCUCAAGCAAGGGGGAAGUGAUCUCUGCAGAGGUGUGCUUUGUUGUGGGCCGUUUGUUUGUACAGAAGUAAGAACAGGCGGCCAUGCAAUUCCCUAAUUCCAUCCUAUCUUCAGGGAGGUUACUGGAAAACUGGCAUCACCUUCACUUGCCCUUCAGCUGUACUACAGUUCUGCAGCAAUGGUCAGCCCCAAGCAGCUCUUAGGGAUUGCACCUACCUUAUUUCAGUCAGCUUUGUGGCAGCUGUGCAGGGGAAAACGAGAUGUUUGGCAGAAUGGGUUGAGGGCAGUGCAGGAGCAGUUCCCAGCCUGGCUCUGAUCGUUGGUGUAGCAGAUGACUGUCUUAGAAGUCACGCAUGUGAGAUGUUGCAUUGAAGCUUAAGAAAAGAAAAGUGGAAGGGGGGGAAGUGGUUUGUGCCUUUUCACUUAAUCAUGGUUAGGUUUAAAGAAGUGCUGUGUUUAAGGUGACCGAGUUCUGAAACGACUCCUUCUCAAGGAAAUAAGCGGACGCCUCGUGUCCGCGCUCUCCCUGCAGCCACCACCAAACGAUUGCUUGGCUUUGGGGUACUGAAAACGACCACCUCAGCUCCCAAAGAUGGCAGAUGGAGGGUGCUGCUCCCACCUCUCUUCUCAGAAGAAACUCCCCUACCACAGCAGGGAUGUUCUAAUCCCUUUUCCUGGGGCAUUUUUCUCCUUUCACCACACUCUGCCUCUGAGGAAAUAAGACCGGGCUGCCUGCCUCUCUGGAUGGAGUGGCCAACCCCUCGUCCCUGCUGAGGUUGGUGUGGGGUUGGGGUGCUGUGACUGAUGAAUGUACGGCACGGGCAAGGCAGGCACGGAAAGGAGAUCAGUGCUUCUUCCUGUGGGUUGACUGCUCCGAAAACUUGGUGGCAUGUAGUGGAACACCUUGUUGGCUGGACUGCCUCUCUCAAGGCUUUUUUUCCCCCCAGGAUUUUAAGGAAACAGGGAUGCCAGCCUUCUGUAACAGGUUUGCUUGGGUCCUGGUGGCAGCCCCUGAAGAAAAGACCAAGUUCUCGCUGUUUUCUCCUUACGAAAAAUUCUUGUAGCUUUUCUCUGUCUUUUUUGAGAUUGUUGGUCACUUUCCAGUGGCUUUUUUUAAAACUGGAGUUGAAUCUCCACAGCUUUCUUCACCAUUUCUCCUCUGAGUUAUGCUCAUCCUCAUCUUUUAUCUCUGUGAGAGCACAUUUUUUUCUGCUGGAGCGUUGUAUGUAAACCUGUAUAGGGAAUAUAUAUAUUAUAGUUCUUGUACAAUGAAUUAUUUGGUAGCUCUUAGGACAGCUGGGAGGUAUUGAGUGUCGCCUUGCGGUCCAUCUAAUCGCGUAUAAGUCAGGGUGUGAGUUGGGGAACGCAGUGAGCUAAUUUAGCAGGACAUUGUUCUGCGAGGAGAAGUUUCCACUCUGCCUUUGUCCCCCUGCACCCUUCUUCCCAGGCGCCCAGCUCUAUAGCAGCUGCGCUCGUCAGGUCCUUCUGGGAACCACUUUAGCUCACUGAAAUGGCAGAAAAAUAACCCAGGAAAAUGGAGAGCAGUUUGCUGUUGUAAUGAAUCAAACUGGCUCAUAAAAGGAUCUGAUGAACACCAGAGCUGGUACUAAGGACGAGGGGGGCCCGUGGCUUGGAGAGCAGCAAGCCCUUUUCAUCUUUUCAUUUUGGUGGCAGUGAGCAAGUGGAUGGAUCAGUUGCCUGGGAACCUUCCUGGGCGUAACAGUGAUGGAAUAAUCAUUUGCGAAGCAAAGGACACCGAAAGGAAAAUGUGCUGGCUUGAGUUCAAACGGAUAUUGAAAUUUGUUUAUUCUAGCAAUGGUAUGGACUGCGCGCUCUAAACCGUUUGUUAGAAUUAAUAAACUACUGUCCAGAAGUCAAUUUUCCUUUUGAGGUAGAAGAACAAAAGCCGAGGAGAUUUACUGAGGUAUAAACGGCUCGUUGGAGAUCUCUCGCUUGGAGCAUUUCAUCUUCAAAACACUUGAUUCAGAAGAAAGUGCAUUGUUCUGUGUGUUCUCAUUUGGUGUUGUUUUUGUGUGCGUGUGAUUCUCUGUGGCAAGCUUGAAGUUCUCCAUUAGGUUCAUAAACCUCCGGAGCCAAAUUGUAUGUCUCAGAUUUUAUCAAAUCAAUGUUGAACUCAGAAGGUUUGGUUACUCGGAACGUUCUCCCAAGUACCUGGACUGUUCUUACACUGGUUUGAGGUAGUGUGAGAUUUCUUGGUCUUCAGAGAUGGCAAAGACUGUGCUGUUCUGAUGGUGAUCUGAAGCUUUCCCACAGUGAAGUGAACAUGUGAUUAAUUGCAAUCGCAUUGCUCUUAGUUGUUUGAAAUGGGUGAAAAAUAUAUUGUGAGUAAAAUAGUGUGCUGCUUGGGUACUUGUUUCACAGUGCUUCUGCUGCCCUUUGGGGGGACAAACGGGCAUUUGACGUUGCAUAGCUCUCAUGGGGAGCGGGCAUAUCCCAGAAAGUGGGCAGCUCUGUCUCAGGAGCUCAUGCUCGGGCUUCCUAACAACUUUAAGUGACUUUCAGAGCAGCAGGAAUACAUGAGGAGAAGCUGUUUGCUUCUGAAGAGCCACGGUUCUUUUGCAGUUAUUUGUGUAAACUGCCUGCUGUAUGACGGAGAGGUACCACUCAGGUGAAAGAGUGGAUUCUCCUUUCCAUUUUUCUCAAAAUACAGACAACUGGGUGUGCUUUAGUGGAAGGAGAACGCUUACCAUAUUACUCCAUAGGAAGAAAUGUGGUGCCUUGUAGAUGGAUCCUUUUUGCACAUUUUAAACCUGAAAGCCCCUUCAGGAGCUGUGGGGAUGGCAGGAGAGCAGCAGAGGGGACUUGCAAGCUGCGACCUCAGGAUGCUGCACACUGCUUUUGGGGAAAGCUCUGAGGAGUGGCGGUUCUGACUCACGUUGUGUGUGUUCAGGGCAAAUACUGUAGUUACUAAAAGCAGCUUGUUUACUUUAGGAGUUGCAUGUGCUAGCUCUAAUGGGCUUCAGGAAGCCCAAAGCACAGCUGUAAAACAUCUGUCUCUGGGACCAGGUUUUGUCUGUCUGAUGAAUUUUUGUCCCGCAUUUCAUGUUCAGAUUUAAAAAAGAUACAUUUUUUUUUCCCCAGUAGGACAGUUCUUAGCCUUCCUGCUUGAGGGCUGGGUUACACUUGAAAAGCUAUCAUGCUGUUGUCCUGAACGCAGAACUUAAAAUAGUGACUCGGUAUUAACUUAACUCCACUUCCUCUUUAAUCCGAUCAUCUUGCUUGCUAUAUGACCUUAUAACACCUUAAUUUAAAGGCUGCUUAUUCCAGUGGAUUAAAUUUGGAGGUGUCUGGAGUGGUGGGCAUUGCUACAGGAAGUGCUUAAGAGGAACUGAAGAACCAUGUAGCCUCAAAAAGCCCCAGAAACGGAGGAGGCGGUAUUUUCCUACUCGCUGAUGCUGACAGUGGAUGGAUGUUGCUGCUGUAUGGUCUGUGCAGCAGCAUGGGACUUAUUUAAGGCUGGGGGAGUUAUGAGGAUAUGGUUCUUCCGUGCUCCGGGUACAAGUACAUUCAUUUCUAAUGAGUGAAUUUGACACUCUUUGCCAGAUGUGGCAACAUACCUGCUCAGCACUUGCCCCUGCGGAUGCUUGGGUGGCUUUUCUUCUUUUCCUUGCAUUUAGUGCUGGUGGGCUCUGCAGGCAGCUGUGAGCCAGGGACUCCAGUGCUGCUCCCGACAGGUAUGUUGGGCUUGUAGUGAUGCCUUUCGAGGUCUGUCAUGCUGGGCUUGGUAAUAGUUGCUGUGUACGCACCAGCUCUCAUCACGUGAUUGUGGUUAUUUACACAGUGUUAAUUUUAUCUUGAUGCUGCUCUUGUGAGGCAGGUGAAGACUAUCCUUAAGAGCAGAGCUGGUCUUGUAUUGAGCACUUUUGGAAAUCCAUUGUAAAGUUUAGAAGUGGAAGGAGUGUGGCUUCUAUCACACACUAUGUUAUUAGCCAUUUUGUCUCAUGUUUUCUGUGAGGCUUUUCUUCCAUCUCAAGUCAAGCCUUGACUAAACCAAACAGAAAUCAACCAAUCUCUUUGAGCAUCUGCGUGUUGGGUGUGAUCUGAAUAUGGGGCUUAUGGUCACUUUUCACGUACUUGUGAAACCCUUGUUUAUUAUGAGCCUUGGAAAAAUCAACCACUGGCUCGUGCUGCCUCGUGUUGGGUGGAGGCUUAGCAGAAGGCUUGUUAUUCUGUAUGGGGCACACACUGCUGCACUUCUUCCUGCAGUGGCAAAGGCUGGAAGCUGUGGAGAGGCACGGCCCUUAAGGGCUUGUUGCAGCGAUGGCUGCAUCUUCUGCACUUCUUGAGGGGAAAAUCCACGUCGCAGGUUUAGAACGGUGAGCACAGUUCCUGCUUAAUAGGUAACAGGUUUUGUUUUCAGCAGCUAAGGUGUUGCACAAUGACUCGUGGCUUGGAGCUGAAGAUUGAAUUCAGUCUUCCAGUAAUUCCUUUAAGUGCUUAACCUAAAUAUGUUGUACUUAUUUUAAGUACCUUUUUAUAAGGGUAGUAAAACUUCAAGCCAGUGCUUUGACUUGAUAUUAUCUCUUCCAGCUGCUGUUUAAAACAGGAAAAAAGUGUGAACAUUUUAAUUUUUCUUAGCACUUGCUUUGAUUCUUUUUUUUCUUAUUGGAAUAGUCUUUAAUGCAAAGAAGAAAUGGUAGCAUUUCAGCAUAGUCUGAUACUCAUUAUUUUGGGUGUCCUUGUCUCAUUCCCGCUGUGUGCUCCCAAACGUUGUGAUCACACUUAGGUGGUGACAACAGGCACUGAAAUGCAGUUUCUUUGCGUGAGGAAAGCAAAAUGAUAUACUGAAAGUUGCGUAUUACCGAAGUGGCAUGUUUGUCAAGAGCUACGUUAGUUGUGUUACAGUCUUGCUCUUUUAGUGGCAGAGUGGCCGCCCCAUGGAUCUGCAUUAUCCCCAGCCCUGCCUGGCAGUGCCCUGGUGGAGGCUGUCCAGGAGCACAGUGAGCUCCUCACCCUCUGCAACUUUGCAGCUCAGAAUUUCCUUGGAAAAAGUGAUGGGUAACACUCAAUGAAUUUUUCUUGCAUGAAUUUGUCCGGUCCUUUCUCAGUCUAUGUAAACUCUUAGCUUCCAUUGGGACUGCGGCAAUGAAUUCUGCAGCUUAAGUACACAUUGUAUGAAGAACUGUUUCCUUUUAUUUGUUUUAUUUUGAACCUACCACCUGCUAGUUUUGUUUGAUGUUCUCCAGUUUCCUUGUUAAGUCAGAGGGAACAAUGGCUCCCUACUUACCUGCCUGUGCUGCUGGUGGUUCUGUAGGCUCUCUCUGGUUCUCUCCUCAGUUGUCCUUUAUGUGGGCUGGAGGCUCUGGAGGGUAUUCAGUGCCCAUCACUCUACUGUGGUCCUUCAGGCAUUUUACUCCUGAAGUGGACCUGCAGGAGGAUAUGGGUAUUCCACAGACUUGUGCAGCAACUUCAACGACCAACUCUGCUACAGUUGUUUAUUUCUAUUUUUAUUCUUAUUUUUCCUGGACUACUCAUAGCAUUUAGUAUUCUUAGAGUACAGCUUAGUCUGUUGACAGAUGGUGCCUUCCUAGAUCCAUCUCUUCUAGCCCCCAAAUCUCCUUGAGAAUGAGGCAGUGGAGCCAAAGCUCAGGAAGAUGUACGUGAAGCAGUCAGGCUGCUUUUUUUCAGGUGUGUAGCAUUCUGUUUACCCACGCUGACUCUCAUCACCAUUUUCUUUCACCUUUGCUGGGUAUGAUGAUCUGCCACUUCCUGCUUUUGAUUUUCACUUUUAGCAACAUGAACUCUUUGCUGUUACCAGCAAAGUUACUUUAAGGCUCGCCUCCUGUUGAUCAUUUACGUGUUUGCUAAACAACACAAGUCUUGUCGUAGACCUGAGAAUGCUCAGCUGACCUUUCCUAACACUUUUCUCCUGUUUAGAGCUGCCUGCUUACCCAUGUGCACACCUUCCCUCUUUUGCAGUUGUGAUGUAGUUUAAGAACCUGUGGCGGAGGACCUUUGGUCAGAAGUUGAGAUAUAUUUUGAACAUACAAGUCAGCUCAGACUUCGACCUCUUAUCAAUUGCUUCAAAGAAUUAGUAUGUAGUAGUAGCACAGGGCUUUUCUAUAGGAGGGCACCAACAUCGCUUCUGCGGUCUGUAUUUAUCCAUGUUCCCAUGGAAGUUGCUUCUUGCGUCUUCUCCAUAUUCACCCCACUGAGAAGCUGGACUCGCUGGCAAGCGGUUCUUAACAGCCUGAAUGUGUGACUGCCUUUCAGGACAUGAAGGCAGUAUUUGACACCAAUGGUAUGGUGAAUAGAUAAGCUGUUUUAUCCUUGAGCUUGUCAGAACUCUUGGCUGAGUACCAUCUUGUUUUGGGAACUUGUUACUGUUUGCUUUAGCUUGACCCAAAACUACCUCUGAGGCUUUCUGCGAGGAGAAAUUCCAAGAAAAGCUUCCCUUGGCUCCUCCAGUGACAGUGAGUGCAAAAAAACCCCUUUGUUUUCUUAGAGUAUUUUAUAUCAUGGCUGUGUGUUAGCCCAGUGGGUUUUCUAGGAGGCCUCAUGUAUGUGGGCUGUGUGAAAUGAUCUCUUAUUGCUUUGCCCUUUUGCACGCGUGCUUUUUGUUUACAUUUUUACUUGCUAGUUCUUUUCUUUAUUAAUUCUCUCUUCGUGAAGGAUGUUAUUUCUUGUGUUAAUUUCCCCUGCUUCUGGUUUACCUUUGAAUUUUUUUUGCUCCGGGUUUUUUUUCUGCUCUAUUUUUUGUCUGUCCUUUGCAACCAUUUUGUCCAAGUGUCUCAUUUUGGUUCUCUUACCAAGCUUCCUCAUUUUUCAUACUUAUUUUUUCAAAGUAAGCCCUCCAAUAAUAUAUUUUGGUGGUUGCUGCUUUUUAGAAAUGUUAAGCUUAAGUGUAUUUAAUGAACUUCGUUAGCAGUAGCUGUUAUGCUAUAGUCAAGUCAAAUGUGACGUGGACAGAUGUGAAUGUAAUGUAAUUUGUUGGAUGUUGAAAUAGUCCAUAAUCUUGUUAAAAUGCAACAGCGUAGCACUGUGUGCUUCACCAUAACUUCAGAGAAGUGUUGGAGAAGUAUGGUUGUUCAAUUUGUUUUUAUAACCGUUUUGUUCUUGCCAGCAAAUCGGUUACCUUGCCAGCCUGUACAAGUAGCAUGGAAACCUGAAUUGAAUGCCAUGGAUUUAAGAAUGAGACAAAGUAUGUGACUGUGUCCUUUGAUAAUUCCCCAUCAAUUGUAAAUUGAUGCAUUUGUCCAAAUAUGCAGUAUAAAACAGCAUUACAAUCUAGCUGUAGUUAUCAUGGGACCCAUAACUUUGAUUUUUCUUCUUCUUUGCUUCCUAUGUGAAAACCUCUAGUGUAGUAUAGUAUUUAAUUGUUUAGCACUGAGGUCUCUCUGUUUUAUCAUAGUAUGCGACAUGUUACAGUACCACUCUGUAUAAAAACCUUUGGUGCUUGAAGCUGUGGUGGAACAGUAAGAGUUUAUUCGUGUGUGGAUGUGACUGCUGCAUUCAAGAAAAGUUUGCAGAAAGAAUAUCUUCUUUGUGGAGGCCUUUGAGGAUUAUGCUGCUUUGCUUAGCUGACAUCCACUUGAGAAGUUGUAGGAUCAAACCAAAAACAUGAAGUUAUGAGCAUUUACUGUUCGUUUGUGUUUUGUGUGAUAAUUUCUGUUAGAGAAAAGGCUAUCUUGAAAGUUACUUCGACUUCCAAAGUGGUUUCCAAUAGAUAUGCAUGCAGUAUUUCUGCAUAAGCAACGGAAUGUUGGGAGUUUUGCUCUGAAGUAAUGGAAAAAAGUCGGUUCUGCAGAGAUCAUGAGCUGUUUGGGACUGCUUAUGCAUGAAGGUGGACUCAGUGAUUUUGUGGAGAAGGAGCAGUUGGUUCAAAAUGGAUGCCCUGCGAGGUGGCAACUGUGAGUUCACAGAAGUUAACAAAGAAGUGGAAUUUUUAGAGAGGGCUUAUAGAAUUCUUCUGGCUCUUCCUGCCAAGGACACAGGUGUCAUGAAGGGCUUGUGCUCAUUCCAGGAGCAGUAACCAGACUUUGCCUGACACUGCGUGGUCCAAAAGAAUUAAGGAAAUAUGGAAUGACAUGAAGGAGAUUAGUUGAGGAUUAAAGGCUUUGAGGACAAAACACCUCGCCGAGGUGAAGCACAGACUAGCGUUCUAGUUGUAGCUCCAAGGAGCUGUGUGCUGCAAAAAGAUGGCAGAUCCAGGAAUGAUGAGUCUGUUUGGAGAAGAUGGGAAUAUUUUCAGUGAAGGGCUGGAAGGUCUCGGAGAAUGUGGAUAUCCUGAAAACACAGUAAAUCCUAUGGGGCAGCAAAUGCCCAUGGAUCAAGGAUUUCCCUCUUUACAGUCAUCUCUUCAUCAUCCCCCUGCAAAUCAAAAUCAAGCGAAGUUGACCCAUUUUGAUCACUAUAAUCAAUACGAACAGCAGAAAAUGCACCUGAUGGAUCAGCCGAACAGGAUGAUAAGCAAUGCCCCUGGGAAUGGUAUAGCAUCUCCUCAUUCACAGUAUCACAACCCUCCCGUUCCUCAGGUUCCUCAUGGCAGCGGUGCUAGUGGUCAGAUGGGAGUCUAUCCCAGCAUGCAGAACGAAAGACACGGGCAACCCUUCGUAGACAGUGGCUCGAUGUGGGGGCCGCGGGCAGUUCAAGUGCCAGACCAGAUAAGAGCACCAUACCAGCAGCAGCAGCAACAGCCGCAACCGACACAGCCGCCACAAGCGCCCUCCGGACCCCCGGGGCAGGGCCAUCCUCAGCACAUGCAGCAGAUGGGAAACUACAUGGCUCGUGGUGAUUUUUCAAUGCAACAGCACGGUCAGCCGCAACAGCAGAGGAUGAACCAGUUUUCUCAAGGCCAAGAAGGCCUCAAUCAGGGAAACCCUUUCAUUGCCACCUCAGGACCUGGCCACUUGUCUCAUGUGCCCCAGCAGAAUCCCAGUAUGGCACCUUCUUUGCGACACUCUGUCCAGCAAUUUCACCACCAUCCCCCCACUGCUCUCCAUGGAGAAUCAGUAGCCCACAGCCCCAGAUUCUCCCCUAAUCCUCCCCAGCAGGGUGCUGUUAGGCCGCAAACACUUAAUUUUAGUUCUCGGAGCCAGACGGUACCCUCACCUACUAUAAACAACUCAGGGCAGUAUUCUCGAUAUCCUUACAGUAACCUUAAUCAGGGAUUAGUUAAUAAUACAGGGAUGAAUCAGAAUUUAGGCCUUACAAAUAACACUCCAAUGAAUCAGUCUGUACCAAGAUACCCAAAUGCUGUAGGAUUUCCAUCAAACAGUGGUCAAGGACUAAUGCACCAGCAACCCAUCCACCCUAGUGGCUCACUUAACCAAAUGAACACGCAAACUAUGCACCCUUCACAGCCUCAGGGAACUUAUGCCUCUCCACCUCCCAUGUCACCUAUGAAAGCAAUGAGUAAUCCAGCAGGUACGCCUCCUCCACAGGUUAGGCCUGGUAGCGCUGGAAUACCAAUGGAAGUUGGCAGUUAUCCAAAUAUACCCCAUCCUCAGCCAUCACACCAGCCCCCUGGUGCCAUGGGAAUUGGACAAAGGAAUAUGGGCCCCCGAAACAUGCAACAGAAUCGUCCUUUUAUGGGUAUGUCUUCAACACCACGGGAGAUGGGUGGGCACAUGAGACCAAAUGGUUGUCCAGGUGUUGGCCUUGCGGAUCCACAAGCAAUACAAGAGCGACUAAUAUCUGGCCAGCAGCUUCCUAGUCAACAGCAGUCUUUUCAACAGCAAAUGCCAACCUGUCCUCCCAUGCAGCCUCAUCCAGGGAUACAUCAUCAGUCUUCACCGCCACCACAUCCUCAUCAUCAGCCUUGGGCACAGCUUCACCAGUCACCACAAAACACACCGCAAAAAGUGCCUGUCCUUCAGCAUUCUCCAUCGGAACCUUUUUUAGAGAAACCAGUGCCGGAUAUGACUCAGGUUAGUGGACCGAAUACCCAGCUAGUGAAAAGUGAUGAUUAUCUGCCAUCAGUUGAACCACAGCCCCAGCAAAAGAAAAAGAAAAAGAAAAACAAUCACAUUGCUGCAGAAGGUCCCAGUAAAAGUUUUGGUAAGGAAGACUUUCCUGGGGGACUUGACAGCCAGAAUCUAAGCAGGAACUCAGUGGAUUGCUCCCAAGAGGAUAAAAAGAAAAAGAAAAAGCCCAAGGCAAAAAAAGAACCGAAGGAUCCUAAAGAGCCCAAGGAAAAGAAGGAACCCAAGACCCCCAAAGUCCCUAAGACCCCUAAAGAGCCAAAGGAAAAGAAAGCAAAAAACACCACGCCAAAACCCAAGACCAGCAAAAAGACAAGUAACAAGAAAACAGAUUCAGAAAGUAGUGCUGCGAAGAAAAAGGUUAACAAGGGAAAGGAAGGUUCUGAAAACUCAGAUUUGGAUAAAACUCCACCACCUUCACCUCAUCCUGAAGAUGAAGAUGAUCCAGGAGUUCAGAAGCGACGCUCCAGCAGGCAGGUGAAGAGGAAACGUUAUACGGAAGACUUGGAGUUCAAGAUUUCAGAUGAGGAGGCGGAUGAUGCUGAUGCUGCUGGAAGAGACUCUCCUUCAAAUACUUCUCAGUCAGAGCAACAGGAGUCUGCUGAUGCUGAAGGUCCUGUUGUGGAGAAAAUCAUGAGUAGCCGCUCAGUCAAGAAAAAGAUGGAGAAUGGAGAGGAGGUAGAAAUAGAGGAGUUCUAUGUAAAGUACAAAAACUUUUCUUACCUUCAUUGUCAGUGGGCAUCUGUGGAAGAGCUGGACAAAGACAAGAGAAUUCAGCAGAAGAUUAAGCGGUUUAAGGCAAAACAGGGCCAGAACAAAUUCCUUUCAGAAAUUGAUGAUGAGCUUUUUAAUCCAGAUUAUGUGGAGAUCGAUCGAAUCUUGGAUUUUUCACGUAGCACAGAUGAUAAUGGGGAGCCUGUAACGCAUUAUCUGGUGAAGUGGUGUUCGCUUCCUUAUGAAGACAGCACUUGGGAGCUCAAGCAAGACAUCGACCAAGCUAAGAUUGAAGAAUUUGAGAAACUGAUGUCUAGAGAGCCAGAAAUGGAGCGUGUGGAGCGACCUCCUGCCGAUGACUGGAAGAAAUCGGAGAGUUCCAGGGAGUAUAAAAACAAUAACAAACUCAGGGAAUACCAGUUGGAGGGAGUAAACUGGCUUCUUUUCAAUUGGUACAACACACGAAACUGCAUUUUAGCAGAUGAAAUGGGGUUGGGAAAGACUAUCCAGUCCAUUACGUUUCUCUAUGAGAUAUAUUUGAAAGGAAUCCAUGGUCCUUUCUUGGUUAUUGCACCGUUGUCCACAAUUCCCAACUGGGAAAGGGAGUUCCGCACCUGGACAGAGUUGAAUGUGGUUGUGUAUCAUGGGAGUCAAGCAAGCCGGCGGACCAUUCAGUUGUAUGAAAUGUAUUUCAAAGAUCCACAGGGUCGUGUGAUAAAAGGGUCCUACAAGUUCCAUGCUAUUAUCACAACAUUUGAAAUGAUUUUGACUGACUGCCCCGAGCUUCGAAACAUUCCAUGGCGUUGUGUAGUAAUCGAUGAGGCCCACAGGCUGAAAAACAGGAAUUGUAAGCUUUUGGAAGGACUCAAGAUGAUGGAUCUGGAACAUAAAGUGCUGCUUACCGGAACUCCUUUGCAGAAUACAGUAGAAGAGCUAUUUAGCUUGCUUCACUUUUUGGAACCAGGUCGCUUCCCAUCCGAAACCACAUUCAUGCAAGAAUUUGGGGAUCUGAAAACCGAAGAACAGGUGCAGAAAUUGCAAGCUAUUUUGAAGCCGAUGAUGCUGAGACGUCUCAAGGAGGAUGUGGAAAAGAACCUGGCCCCCAAAGAGGAAACCAUCAUUGAAGUUGAGCUGACGAAUAUUCAGAAGAAGUACUAUCGUGCUAUUCUCGAGAAGAAUUUUGCGUUUCUCUCGAAGGGUGGAGGUCAGGCAAAUGUACCUAAUCUUUUAAACACUAUGAUGGAACUAAGAAAAUGCUGCAAUCAUCCGUACCUUAUUAAUGGUGCUGAAGAGAAAAUUUUGGAAGAGUUUAAAGAAACACACAAUGCCGACUCUCCAGAUUUUCAGCUCCAGGCAAUGAUCCAGGCUGCUGGCAAGCUAGUACUGAUUGACAAGCUGCUGCCAAAACUGAAGGCUGGUGGCCACAGGGUGCUUAUCUUUUCCCAGAUGGUGCGCUGCUUGGACAUACUGGAAGACUACCUCAUUCAAAGACGGUACCCAUACGAACGAAUUGAUGGCCGAGUAAGAGGCAACUUGCGUCAGGCAGCUAUUGACAGGUUUUCAAGACCUGAUUCUGAUAGGUUUGUUUUCCUGCUGUGUACAAGGGCAGGAGGCUUGGGCAUUAAUCUUACUGCUGCUGAUACCUGCAUCAUUUUUGAUUCAGACUGGAACCCUCAAAAUGACCUCCAGGCUCAAGCACGAUGUCACAGAAUAGGACAGAGCAAAUCAGUGAAAAUUUACAGGUUGAUUACAAGGAAUUCUUAUGAAAGGGAAAUGUUUGACAAAGCUAGCUUGAAGCUUGGCCUUGAUAAGGCUGUGCUACAAUCUAUGAGUGGAAGAGAAAAUGCUACAAAUGGGGUGCAACAGCUUUCUAAAAAAGAAAUAGAAGAUCUUCUUCGAAAGGGAGCAUACGGUGCUCUGAUGGAUGAGGAAGAUGAAGGGUCUAAGUUUUGUGAAGAAGAUAUUGAUCAAAUUCUCUUAAGGCGAACACACACAAUUACUAUUGAAUCUGAAGGAAAAGGCUCAACAUUUGCAAAGGCUAGUUUUGUUGCAUCUGGGAACAGGACAGACAUUUCCUUGGAUGACCCUAAUUUUUGGCAGAAGUGGGCAAAGAAGGCUGAACUGGAUAUUGAUGCUUUAAAUGGAAGGAAUAACCUAGUUAUUGAUACACCAAGAGUAAGAAAGCAAACCAGACUCUACAGUGCAGUCAAAGAGGAUGAACUGAUGGAGUUUUCAGACCUGGAAAGUGAUUCCGAAGAAAAGCCUAGCACGAAGCCCCGUAGGCCUCAGGACAAAUCACAGGGUUAUGCAAGAAGUGAAUGUUUCAGGGUAGAGAAGAACUUGUUGGUUUAUGGCUGGGGUCGUUGGACUGACAUCCUCUCACAUGGGCGCUAUAAACGUCAGCUAACAGAACAAGAUGUGGAAACCAUCUGCCGGACUAUCCUGGUAUAUUGCCUUAAUCAUUACAAAGGGGAUGAAAAUAUCAAAAGUUUCAUCUGGGAUCUGAUCACUCCAACUGCAGAUGGGCAAACUCGAGCUUUGGUUAAUCAUUCCGGCCUGUCUGCGCCAGUGCCCAGAGGGAGGAAAGGCAAGAAAGUAAAAGCCCAGAGUUCACAGCCAAUGCUUCAAGAUGCUGAUUGGCUCACCACCUGUAAUCCGGAUGUAUUAUUUCAAGAAGACAGCUAUAGAAAACAUCUCAAACAUCAUUGUAAUAAGGUCCUGCUGCGUGUCCGCAUGCUGUACUAUCUACGACAAGAAGUUAUAGGGGACCAAGCAGACAGGAUCUUAGAGGGUGCUGACUCAAGUGAAGUAGAUGUAUGGAUACCUGAGCCGUUCCAUGCUGAAGUUCCUGCAGACUGGUGGGAUAAGGAGGCAGAUAAAUCCCUUUUAAUUGGAGUAUUCAAACACGGUUAUGAGAAGUACAAUUCCAUGAGAGCUGAUUCAACACUGUGCUUUCUGGAACGGGUUGGCAUGCCUGAUGCAAAGGCCAUAGCUGCUGAACAGAGAGGGACAGACAUGUUAGCAGAUGGCGGUGAUGGAGGUGAAUUCGACAGAGAGGAUGAAGAUCCAGAAUAUAAGCCAACCAGAACUCCUUUCAAGGAUGAAAUUGAUGAAUUUGCAAACUCACCUCCAGAAGACAAAGAGGAGUCCAUUGAAAUCCACCCAAACAAGCACAGUGAAAGCAAUUCUGAGUUAGGCCAACUCUACUGGCCCAACACUUCAACCCUGACUACCCGUCUGCGUCGCCUCAUUACUGCCUAUCAGCGCAGCUAUAAAAGGCAACAAAUGAGGCAAGAGGCACUAAUGAAGACUGACCGCAGGAGACGUCGGCCUCGGGAAGAAGUGAGGGCACUAGAAGCAGAAAGGGAGGCUAUAAUAACUGAAAAACGACAAAAAUGGACAAGAAGAGAAGAAGCCGAUUUUUAUCGUGUAGUGUCUACUUUUGGAAUUAUUUUUGAUCCUAUAAAACAUCAAUUUGACUGGAAUCAAUUCCGAGCAUUUGCCAGGCUUGAUAAAAAGUCCGAUGAAAGCUUGGAGAAGUAUUUUAAUGGCUUUGUGAAUAUGUGUAGACGAGUGUGCCGAAUGCCAGUCAAGCCAGAUGAUGAGCCACCUGAUCUUUCUACUAUGAUUGAACCGAUCACAGAAGAACGUGCUUCCAGAACUUUAUAUCGCAUAGAGCUGUUACGGAAAAUCCGUGAACAGGUUCUUCAUCACCCGCAGCUGGGAGAGAGGCUAAAACUUUGCCAACCAAGUUUGGAUCUGCCAGAGUGGUGGGAGUGUGGUAAACAUGACAAAGACUUACUGAUUGGUGCUGCUAAACAUGGAGUCAGUAGGACAGAUUAUCACAUUCUGAAUGAUCCUGAGCUGUCUUUUCUUGAGGCCCACAAAAACUUUGCUCAAAACAGGGGGACGGGUAAUGCAAAUACUGUCUCUUCUCUACACCCUGUGGGUGCUGGCUGCAGUCAAACACCACCUAUUGUCCCAUCCACACCAGUGCAAGAAGAAAAAAGCACAGAACAAACGGAGUCUAAAGUUGAAGGAUCUGAAAAUCCAGCAGCCAAAGAAAAGUCUGAUAUCAAGGAAGAGACAGAUAUUGCAGAUAAAGACACUAAACAGGACUGUGAUGCUGAGGCUGAGACUGGCUCUGUUAAAUGUGAAUUGAAAGACAUAGAAAUGAGUACAGACGUGGACCCAAAAUCUAUUUCGGAAAAAGGUUCAGAAGAAGAUGAAGAGGAGAAACUGGAUGAUGAUGACAAAUCAGAAGAGUCCUCCCAACCUGAAGCAGGAGCAGUUUCUCAGGGUAAGAAUUUUGAUGAAGAAAGCAAUGCCUCUAUGAGUACCGCAAGGGAUGAAACACGCGAUGGAUUCUACAUGGAAGAUGGGGAUCCUUCUGUGGUCCAGCUGCUUCAUGAAAGAACAUUUGCCUUUUCUUUCUGGCCUAAGGACCGAGUAAUGAUCAACCGAUUAGACAACAUCUGCGAAGCAGUGCUGAAAGGGAAGUGGCCAGUAAAUAGGCGCCAGAUGUUUGAUUUCCAGGGGCUCAUACCUGGGUAUACUCCAACAGCUGUGGACAGCCCUCUGCAAAAAAGGAGCUUUGCAGAGCUCUCCAUGAUUGGUCAAGCCAGCAUCAGUGGCAGUGAAGACAUCACUGCUUCUCCUCAGUUGUCAAAGGAAGAUGCACUCAAUUUAUCAGUUCCACGUCAGAGGAGGAGGAGACGAAGAAAGAUUGAAAUUGAGGCUGAGAGAGCUGCCAAAAGGAGAAAUCUUAUGGAAAUGGUUGCCCAGUUACGUGAGUCUCAGGUGGUCUCAGAAAAUGGACAAGAAAAGGUUGUAGAUUUAUCAAAGGCCUCACGAGAGGCAACAAGUUCUACCUCAAAUUUUUCAUCUGUUACUUCAAAGUUUAUCUUGCCUAAUGUCUCCACACCCGUGUCUGAUGCCUUUAAAACUCAAAUGGAGCUGCUGCAAGCAGGUCUUUCACGCACACCCACAAGGCAUCUACUAAAUGGCUCUUUAAUAGAUGGAGAACCGCCCAUGAAGAGGAGGAGAGGAAGGAGGAAAAAUGUAGAAGGGCUUGAUCUGUUAUUUAUGAGCAACAAACGGACAUCAUUGACAGUAGAGGAUGCAGAAGUGACCAAAGCUUUUGAAGAAGAUAUGGAGGCCCUACCAGCAAGGAACAUUCCAUCUCCUGGUCAACUGGACCCAGACACUCGCAUCCCUGUAAUCAAUCUAGAGGAUGGGACCAGGCUGGUGGGAGAAGAUGCUCCCAAAAACAAGGAUUUAGUUGAAUGGCUUAAAUUGCAUCCUACUUACACUGUAGAUAUGCCAAGUUAUGUACCAAAGAGUGCAGAUGUGCUGUUUUCCUCAUUUCAGAAGCCGAAACAAAAACGACACAGAUGUCGAAACCCUAAUAAACUGGAUAUAAACACCUUGACAGGAGAAGAAAGGGUACCUGUUGUAAAUAAGCGAAAUGGGAAGAAGAUGGGUGGAGCUAUGGCCCCUCCAAUGAAGGACUUGCCAAGAUGGUUAGAAGAAAAUCCUGAAUUUGCUGUUGCUCCAGAUUGGACUGACAUUGUUAAACAGUCUGGUUUUGUUCCAGAGUCUAUGUUUGACCGUCUUCUCACUGGACCUGUUGUGAGGGAGGAAGGAGCAAGCAGAAGAGGAAGAAGGCCAAAAAGUGAAAUUGCCAAAGCAGCUGCAGCAGCUGCUGCUGUAGCAUCAACUUCGGGAAUCAACCCACUACUAAUGAACAGUCUGUUUGCUGGAAUGGACCUCACCAGCCUCCAGAACCUACAGAACCUGCAGUCUCUCCAGCUCGCAGGCCUCAUGGGCUUUCCGCCAGGGCUAGCAACAGCUGCUGCUGCUGGGGGGGAUGCUAAAAAUCCGGCUGCCAUGUUGCCUCUGAUGUUGCCAGGGAUGGCAGGAUUGCCCAAUAUGUUUGGACUAAGCGGAUUGUUGAAUAACCCAAUAACGGCUACUACUGGAAAUGCCACUACUGCUUCCGGUCAAGGAGAGACUGAGGAUGGCGCUUCAAAAGCUGAAGAGAAGAAAAAUGAGAAUGAAGAGGAGAACAAAGACUCUGAGAAAAGCACAGACACUGUUUCUGCUACUGACUCUGCGAAUGGAUCUGUCAGUGCUGCUACUGCGGCGACUACCGCCACUGCCACCACUACCACCACCACCAACACUGGAUUGCCCACAAACCCUCUGGCCUUCAAUCCUUUCCUGCUGUCUACCAUGGCUCCUGGCCUGUUCUAUCCAUCUAUGUUUCUACCUCCGGGACUGGGAGGAUUGACUCUGCCUGGUUUCCCAGCACUAGCAGGACUUCAGAAUGCAGUGGGCUCCAACGAAGAGAAGGCUACUGACAAAACUGAAGGAACUGCCUUUAAAGAUGAAGAAAACCUGGAAGGCAGUGAUGCAGAGGAGAGCCUUGAUAAAACUGCAGAUUCCUCCAUUUUAGAAGACGAAAUAGCACAGGGUGAAGAAUUAGACUCACUUGAUGGGGGGGAAGAAAUAGAAAACAAUGAAAAUGAUGAAUAACCAGUACCAGUUACAGUUGAAGUGUUUUAAACUUUUGACAAGUGGUAGUCCUACUGUUUACACUCACAGUUAAUGUCCAUACUUAGUUUUUAUAAGCUGUUCUGUAACAUAGUGUAGCAAAAAAAAAAAAAAAAAAAGUUCAAGUCAUGUUAUACAGAUGUGUCAAAAGGUAUCUUGGUCAUUAAGUAUUGUGCAGUGCAUUAUUUAUUAUCCCUAGGAGAGAUGAAAUUUGAGAGGUGAUCAUGUCUUUUUAAGGAAAUUGACAUAAUGCUCUGCUUUUUCUUUUUCUUUUGGUACCAUUGGUAUUAUAAAAAGCAGCAAUUUGUAAUCAAGUGGCACUAAGAGAAGGAAGUGCUGCUUAAAGGAAGGAUGAAGUUAUAUAUUUAAUUUUUUAUUUUUAUUUUUUUUUUUUGCUGUGAAGGUCAAGAUGAAAUCUACCAUACAUAUCGUACUCGUGCUUCAUUUUGACUGUACGGGAGUUCACCCGCUCACGUGCGCGCACACACCCACACACACACUCUCUCUCUGACAAUCUUCAUGAUAGUGUGAAUGUCUCUGUCUUGAGACGCAGCAAUAAUAAGGCAGCUGUUGAAUGUGAAGAGUACCUUUUGGAAAUUUACCCGCGGAGAAGGUUCUUACAGGAUAAAGCUACAGUUUAAUCGUCUCGUGAUCUUGUAAUGCACUGGUAUAAACAAAAAGAAAAAAAUCAGGUACCUUUUUUAAAUUAAAGGACUUUGUUACUUUAGCCACAAAGCUAAACAGCAUUACCUCAACUCUAAACUAGCCUUGAAGUUUACAGACAUGACUUUGUAAAUGUAUUGUUUUUCUUUGUUGUGAUGUCUUUUUAUUUUUUUUUUUCUUUGGAAACUGCUAUCAUGUAAGAUAAGAUGUAAAUUGCUGCCAACUGUAGUAAUGAUGCUUUUAAUAAAAGUGACCCAUGAUAUGCA